This is a messenger RNA of Ectocarpus siliculosus, 561 nucleotides long. The record is from the annotation of a GenBank genome assembly. NCBI's taxonomy places the organism in Eukaryota, Phaeophyceae, Ectocarpales, Ectocarpaceae.
AUGGUUGUUCGAAGAGAGGGGGCGCUCUCGGACGCUGAUCGAGCGCGGUUCGGCGACAUGCCGCCAGACACGGCGACCACUGUGCGCGGAGCCUACCCCAGCCCUAACCCUGCCGCGGCGGCGGCGGUGGCUAGGACGAGGAGCAGCACCAGGGGGACGAUGGGCGUGCUGUACUGGCAGCUGUCCGAUACCUGGCAGGGGCCUAGCUGGAGCACGAUCGAGUACGACGGCGCUUGGAAGGUUUCCCACUACAUGGUGAGGCGUGCUUUUUCUAUCGUCUCGAUAGCGGGGACGGUGGUAAAGCGUCCCCGUGCCGCCGAGCAAUCCGGCGACGGCGUUGUAGACGAUGUGGAGGCCUCUUGGUUCGAGUGCAACUUGACGUCCGAUCUCGAGGGAGUAGUUGCUGGCUCCUACACGGUGAGCGUGUACCUGUGGGACGACGACUGCGACCCGGUAGCCUCGUGGGAGGGGACGGUCGGCCCGAUGUCGCCGGGAAGCACCACGAACGUCUUCCAGGUUACCACUGACGAGCUGAGGAGGGUCGCCGGAGCCGACAGGUAA